Ilex paraguariensis (yerba mate) is the source of this 2662-nucleotide messenger RNA. The record is from the annotation of a GenBank genome assembly. Lineage: Eukaryota; Viridiplantae; Streptophyta; Magnoliopsida; Aquifoliales; Aquifoliaceae.
AUGAUUCAAGACGGAGUCGAAGACGAAGAGAAAUGGCUCGCCGCUGGGAUCACCGGCCUUCAACAGAACGCAUUUUACAUGCAUCGUGCUCUGGACUCGAACAAUCUGAAAGAUGCUCUCAAAUACUCCGCUCAGAUGCUCUCAGAGCUUCGCACUUCAAGGCUUUCCCCUCACAAAUAUUACGAACUGUAUAUGCGAGCAUUUGAUGAAUUGAGGCAGCUGGAGAUGUUUUUCAAGGAGGAGACCAAGCGUGGUUGCUCGAUCGUCGAGCUCUAUGAGCUCGUGCAGCAUGCCGGCAACAUAUUGCCCAGACUGUAUCUUCUCUGUACAGUGGGAUCUGUGUACAUCAAAUCUAAGGAGGCUCCUGCCAAGGAUGUUCUCAAAGAUCUAGUUGAAAUGUGCCGUGGUAUACAGCAUCCUGUGCGUGGGCUUUUCCUUAGGAGUUACCUUUCUCAAGUCAGCAGGGAUAAAUUACCUGAUAUUGGUUCUGAGUAUGAAGGUGAUGCUGACACUGUCAUGGAUGCUGUUGAGUUUGUACUUCAGAACUUCACAGAAAUGAACAAACUUUGGGUUCGGAUGCAGCAUCAGGGAGCUGCUCGGGAAAAGGAGAGACGCGAAAAAGAAAGGAGCGAGCUUCGUGAUCUUGUUGGGAAGAACCUGCAUGUUCUCAGUCAAAUCGAGGGUAUUGACCUUGAUAUGUACAGAGAUCUUGUGCUUCCCAGAGUCUUGGAGCAGGUUGUCAAUUGUAAAGAUGACAUUGCCCAAUACUAUUUGAUGGAUUGCAUAAUUCAAGUCUUUCCUGAUGAGUACCAUUUGCAGACUCUUGAGAUAUUAUUGGGUGCUUGUCCCCAGCUCCAGCCGGGUGUUGACAUCAAGACAGUGCUUUCUCGAUUGAUGGAAAGGCUCUCAAAUUAUGCUGUUUCAAGUGCUGAAGUCUUACCUGAAUUCUUCCAAGUAGAAGCUUUUACAAAGCUGAACAAUUCAAUAGGAAAGGUGAUAGAAGCACAGGUUGAUAUGACCGCUGAUGGAGCUGUCACUUUAUAUUCAUCUCUUCUGAAGUUUACUCUUCAUGUGCAUCCUGAUCGCCUUGAUUUUGUGGAUCAAAUAUUGGGUGCAUGUGUUAUGAAACUGUCUAGCAAAGGAAAGCUUAAAGAUAGCAAAGCAACAAAAGAGAUUGUUGCACUUCUAAGUGCUCCGUUGGACAAAUAUAAUGACAUAGAUACUGCGCUAAAGCUUUCUAACUAUUCCCGUGUGAUGGAUUGCCUAGAUGAUGGAACGAAUAAAGUGAUGGCCAAUGUAAUAGUUCAAAGUAUCAUGAAAAACAAGACUUGUAUUUCUACAGCAGACAAGGUUGAGGCAUUAUUUGAAUUAAUAAAGGGGCUUAUUCAAGAUUUAGGCGAGCAUCUUCAAGACGAGCUUGAUGAGGAUGAUUUCAAGGAGGAGCAAAAUUCUGUUGCACGUCUUAUUCAGAUGUUGUAUACAGAUGAUCCAGAAGAGAUGUUGAAGAUCGUAUGUAUUAUGAGGAAGCAUAUUUUGACUGGAGGACCGAAGCGGCUUCCAUUUACAGUCCCUCCCCUUGUUUUCAACUCUCUUAAGUUGGUUAGGCAACUGCAAGGCCAGGAAGAAAAUGUUGCUCAAGAAGAGGCAUCAGCUACACCAAAGAAAGUUUUUCAGUUAUUGAAUCAGACAAUUGAAGCCCUGUCAGUUGUUCCAGUACCAGAACUGGCACUACAGUUGUACUUGCAGUGUGCUGAGACUGCCAAUGACUGUGACCUAGAACCUGUAGCUUAUGAAUUUUUCACCCAAGCAUAUAUACUCUAUGAGGAAGAAAUUUCGGAUUCCAGAGCACAAGUGACUGCAAUACACCUAAUAAUAGGGACUCUUCAGAGGAUGCAUGUCUUUGGUGUUGAGAACAGGGAUACACUAACACACAAGGCCACUGGGUACUCUGCAAAGCUUUUGAAGAAGCCUGACCAGUGCAGAGCUGUUUAUGCUUGUUCGCAUCUCUUCUGGUUUGACGAUCAGGAUGGUAUCAAGGAUGGAGAGAGGGUCUUGCUUUGCUUAAAGCGUGCCUUAAGAAUUGCAAAUGCUGCUCAACAAAUGGCCAAUGCAGCACGAGGCAACAGUGGAUCGGUCAUGCUUUUUAUAGAAAUAUUGAACAAGUAUCUCUAUUUCUUCGAGAAAGGGAAUUCACAGAUCACUGUUACUUCAAUCCAGAGCCUGAUUGAAUUAAUCACAACUGAGAUGCAAAGUGACACUUUAACACAUGAUCCAGCUGCAGAUGCUUUCUUUGCCAGUACACUGCGGUACAUCCAAUUCCAAAAGGACAAAGGUGGUGCAGUGGGUGAGAAAUAUGAGCCCAUUAAGGUGUAAUUUAUUGUAUAUCUGGUUCUCAUCGACAUAGUUCAGAUAUUACCACAGUAUAAAAGUUUUGUAGUUUCAAGGUAUUAUAAAAAGGUUCUGCUUUUGAACUUCUUGGGCAUCAUCAAGGAAAUGGAGUGGCUGCUGUGUCCCUGGUGGAAGAAGGCGUCUUGCAUGCCCUUUUCAUUGCAGUAUCGAUGUUGGGUAAGCGUUUUUACAUCUGAGGAAAAUUAUGUAUCUUUGCACUAACAUUGUCACAUUGAGUACAGCUAUAAAAAGUUACUGAUCAUUUUAAUAGAAC